AUGGCUCAAACAAUGCUGCUCACUGCCAAUGUUUCUGGAGCUGCACUUGAUUUGAAGAGAGAGCCAUUGCUUCAAAGAUUAAAACCCAAACCAUUCUCUCUCCUCUUACUUCCCCCUCUUCCCACUUCUUUUGGGUCAACUUCAUCUUCAGCAACCAGAACUGUGGCUCUCUUCAAAUCAAAACCCAAAGCCACUCCCAAGAAGCAGGCUGUUUCUAAGCCAAAGGUUGAAGACGGUAUAUUUGGCACCUCUGGAGGCAUUGGUUUUACCAAGGAGAAUGAGCUCUUUGUGGGUCGUGUGGCCAUGCUUGGCUUUGCU
Messenger RNA from Ilex paraguariensis (yerba mate), 318 nucleotides. NCBI's taxonomy places the organism in Eukaryota, Viridiplantae, Streptophyta, Magnoliopsida, Aquifoliales, Aquifoliaceae. The record is from the annotation of a GenBank genome assembly.